AUGAUGGUGCUGCCUCACCAUGCGUCCACCGCCUGUCAUCCUUCACAUAUUCCUCAUCCGGAGAAGUUUAUGGGCUACAUUGCCAAGGGCCUAGCUUCGCGUGCCUGGAGAUACCAGUUGGUGGAGGUGUUAGAUGGCAUGAACCGUAAGUUCGCCUGUCACUACAUCAUAUUCUACCCAACGGUCUCCUGCGAUGGUCUACCUUUCCCCAUCAACGAAUGGCUCCGCAACAUCCAAGGGGCUUGCUUCAAGGAGGAGUCAGCCUGGCAGGGUGAUAUUGUUGUUGCAAAAUACCAGGGCAUGAGUCCCUUUUCUUCAAUGAUAAACACGUCCAUAGCCGAUUUUCCUAUACUGAAGAACUACUUCAUGAACCACGGCUCCCCUUCUACAAUUCGUCGCUGA
Pleurotus ostreatus (oyster mushroom) is the source of this 402-nucleotide messenger RNA. RefSeq lists its product as uncharacterized. The record is from RefSeq and is a predicted model, not a curated record. The coding region runs from base 1 to 402 and encodes 133 amino acids. The transcript has 2 exons. Lineage: Eukaryota; Fungi; Basidiomycota; Agaricomycetes; Agaricales; Pleurotaceae.